UGUCGCCGUAUCCUACUGUCGUUUUUCUUGUAUCUGUUUGGUUAGAAUUAUGUUAUUGAAGAUUGCAUUAUGAGAAUGGUGUAAACAUCUCAAACAGCAGAGUGGUAGUAUAUAAUUCGUAUAACCAGAGAUGAAAUAAGGUGGCAUUGGCGUCACGCGUUUGAAAAAUACUCAUCUACUUCAUUUGUCCCAGUAUUUGAGGGGUAAUGCGAGAAUACUAACAGGGUGGUAUCGACUCGAUUGAAUUACUACGAGAAAUCGGCGAUGAUGUUCGAUCGUGUGUUCGGGCCAUGAAUUCGAUUAGGCAUUGCGUGGCCCACGACGCGGAUAGCCUGUUUACCGUUUCGAUUUAGGAACUUGAUAUCCUCGACGUGCAGCGUGUAAUGAAAAUUGAACACAUUUGGAAUGGCAUUCCUUUACAUCGAUCGGAUAAAGAGCGAUUUUCAACGAUACGAUCACUGUCUCCCACGUAAAACAAGCUACAGAAGAUGGUGUCCGGAAAUUGUCAUAAAACGUCUAAGUAACCAAGGCUUUGACGAUUAUUAUAUUUCCAAAAAGUUUCCAGUUAAAAAGGACUGUAUGGAUUUCACACCUAAAAUACCAAAAAUUGUCACGAUCGGUUUAAAAUUGGAUCAUCAGAACAAUAAUAAUAAAAAUGCUCACCAAUUUUGGGGCAUAGCCAUUAUCAAGAAUAUUUUGAUGCGCUAUCUUAGCUUUAUUCACAGCAUUUGCAGAUAUAAAAGCAUUUCAUGGAAAACCAGUCACAACGUAAUUGGUAGUGAUCCGUGGUACGUUUUCUCCUUUUCUUACAACUCGGUCUUUUGCUGUACCCACACUUCGAAUCAUACAACGCUACAUUGCACACAUGUACAUUCACCACGCGACUGUGAGGUAUUACACAAUCGCAAUUUUUCGAAGAAACAUUCUUGCAAACUAGAGCCAUGCGACGAUGAGCGCAUCGAUCAGUGCCAAUUUAUAGAAAACACAAAGAAGAAAAAAGAUGCUUGUAACGAUAAUACGUUCGUUGCUGAUAAAAUCGAUAACAGACAAUCGGAUUAUACGGUGACAAAAUCUACUAAAUUCGUAUCGGAAAGCGAAUACAAUUCUCGUCGUACCACAUAUAACAGGUCUUAUAAUAAUCAAAUCGUAAAGACAAAGAAAAAUGUUUCUUGUCAAACGGACAGAUCGUAUCCUAUAAAAUCGGAAAAGCAUGUUAAACAUAAUCAAAAAGAAAAUUAUAGUUCAACGAACGCAUCGUCUUCUAAAGACAUUAAGACAAUCUUCGCGACUGACCGCGCGAAUUUCGAUAGCGAAAGGAGUAAGACAAAUUUAGAAUUGCUAGGAACUCGGUAUAUGAAGAAAAUAGCAUCGAGAAAACACAGAAGCAACACAACAGACAAAAGGCUGAGAAAAUACGAUACGAAGAAUUCGUCGAGAAUUUGUGGAAAAGAAAAUAAGUUUGUCAAACUUAAAAGACACGGAACGAUUAAAAAAAUUAAUUUAUUAUCAGAAACUUUCUUCGAUAGUAGCAGCGUGACAAAUUUCGCCAGUGAUAAUCUGACGAAAAUACUGCGAAAGUACAAUAGGAGAAAAGGAGCCUUGAUCGAAAACAAAAAGUAUGAUCUUCAAAGAAUGUUGAAUAACAGGAUGGAGAACAACGUCGAUAUAUCUGAAUCGACAGCUUGCAACGACACGUAUUUUAUAGAUAGUACAGACCGCGUAGAAGACGAAGAAGGAAUUAUGCUUGAAAAUUCUGUUCCCGUUGAAUCUAAUGUAAAUUCACCAGAAACUUCAAACGUGUCAUGGAAAUCGAACAAUUAUUUGGUCGAAGAUAAAACUUCCGAAGUGAUGAUCCUUGGAAACGUGAAGAAACGAUUGGAAGAAGACUAUGAUGAUUAUUUUUCGCUUCACGAUGACGAUCUUUUCCACGAUGCAGAGGAUUCAAAUGAUAUUUUAGAAAUAGAUCAACCUUCUACAGAAGUUACUACGAAUCAUUAUGAUUACUAUCGAUACACGUUAUAUAAUAUUUACUCCAACGAACCGAAAUCUAUACUGAUGGCAGCUUCGGCAACGAAGCACCAAAAAACAAAGCAAGAAUUGACGGAACAGUCAGUACAAACCUCCCGAAACUGUACAUCUUCCAUUCACAAAUUCCGUUUCUCAAAUUCGAACUUGAAUUGCAAUCACAGCUCGUUAAGAGAACAAGAAUGCAGUCCAAGCUCGUCGAUCGAGUAUUGCUCCGCUAGGGACAUUUCUUUAUCAAAGUUGCAAUCGUCCCACGACAAUUGUUUUUCAAACGACGUUUCGUUCAAAGACGACAACAUGUUCCAAGACACUAGGGAAUUUUUCGAUCACAUCCCAGUGGAUUGCUAUACUGUGAGCUGUUACCAACGGAACUCAACGCCAAACUUUUCGAAUUCGCCUAAAUUGAUCACCGAAUCUCUAGAUUCUGGAACCUUAACUGAUUGUUCACCUGAUCAGUUUCGAAUUACGUCGAACGAACGACCUAACGAGGAAAGCGAGAAGAAGGUUAGAGCGGAGUGGAAAGGUUAUGUGAGAAAAGUGGAUUUGCUGCCUACUUACGAUUUUGACACGGACAGCAGUUAUUCGGAUGAAUCGCUUAAUCGAAGAAUCGAUGUUGUGAUAAAAGAGUUCACGGAGAAUCUGAUUCUAAGUGAGAGAACGGCGAAGACGAAAUUGAGGAAGAUGGAAAAUUCUACGAGACACAGGCAAACGAGUAAACGACGGAAGAAUAGGCAACAACAGGCACAGAGGGUAAAAGGAUGCAUUUCAAAACGAAGCUCUACCAGCAAAUUCGAAUCUUCUCCGCGGCUGAACGACGAUGAUUGGGUCAUAAGUAGCUCCACGCCACCCUUGUUCUCCUUCUCUGAUUCUGAAAUCGAUCACUUAUAGUUUUCUAAGAAAUCGGAACAAGUAUCACGCCUUAAAGCACAAUUUGAAGAUACGAAAUUAUCAACCUCCAAUUAUUUCAACUAGUUUUGUUGAGUCGCAGAACUUGUUACUAACCAAACACGCAAAUAAGCAAACAGAACAACAAAAGAGCAGAGCUCCGUGAAAGGACGCUAAGUGAGAGAAGUGUGAAAAGUCAAAGUGCUCGGAGACGCGGCAACAAUGAAAAUGUAGAGACACGUCGAUUCUAGACUGGUCCAACAGAAGUUCGACCACAUCAUUAGACGAGGCUGACCGUCUUUGUAAUGUGGUUUCCUUUGAGGGUAAGGCGACGAAACGAGAGAGCACUCGAUAGCCAGCCGAGCGGAAAUGCAUAAACGACCAACAGACGGGACAGGACUGGCCUUUUCCACAUUCUCUGUCGUGUCGACAAGGUACAAGACUACAACGUCUUUCUCUCCUCAAUCUUUCUGUGUAUCAGUAGCCCAACAUCAAUAGACAACGGGGCAACCAAUUCUCUAUUAAACGAAGGGUCCGGAAAAGUCUGUUGGAAAAACUGACGUCUCUACUGAACGACGCUACCGAUCAAAAGAAAUCUCGCUUUGGAUACUGAACGCUGGUCAUUUCCUGGAAAUUACUUUCCGUUCCUUUCACUUCCGGUCUCUGUCUUUCUUGAUUCUCGUGAUACAAAACGGUCUUGACGUAUUUAAAUUGUUUCACGAUCCUCUUGAUGCCGAAGAGAGAUCAUUGCGGGUACGGCUGCGUAGAAUGAAGAAAAGUUACAGAUAUUUGGUUAUGACCUACCGAACCCCCUUGCAUGACUAAAUUAAUAUCAUUAGCGACAUUUUACAGAUUACAAGUUGCAUGUGUUUGUAGUAGCGUUUGAACUAUAGCAAUGUUUUCGGCGAUAAAUCGAAUGGAAUUUUUUAAGUUUCAAAUUAUCUUAUUUACUGUGAAAUUGUACGAUUGUAGAAUCAAGGUCUAUGAUCUUCAAUUGUUAGAAUUUAUAACUUGCCAAUUUAUUAAUAUCAUUGACAGAUACAUUUUUUUUUAUUUCGGCUUUAUGUCGCAUUGGCACCUGAGUCAUUAGCGACCAUCUCGUCUCGUUAUCCUUAAAUUAGAUUUCGUGGUAGAACUCAGUUUCUUUGGGGUAAUUUAGAAUGUCUGUGAUGUGGUCCUUUGAUAUCAAGGCGAAGUUUGCAUUCAAUUUGUACUCGAGUCGUUGGGUUCUAUAUUUUCGACAUUCAUAUAGCAGGUGCCUGAUGGAUAUUAUCUGAUUGCAAGUUGAAGGUUCUGCUUAAUUGAUAAACUAUCGUACAAGCAGAUUCUAAUUCAUGAAUUCUCAGACACAUUUCCAGCGCUAGAUAAUUAAAUGUUAAGUUAAAAGUUAGAUAAUUCAAAAGGUACAGUUAAAGCAAGUUCUCGCGAAAAGAAAUACACGUGUUCAAAGAUUAAUACUUACGCUUAGGAUUAAUACUUAACUAUAGGUAUCUGGACACUCUAAUAUUAAUUACUUCGUAUUUUUUAGUUCCAUUUUCUCGAAAGCGUAUUGCUUCUUUUCGACAAUCUUAUUCUAUAUUUUUUAUUUACCAUUUAUUAUUAAAAAGUGCAGAAGAUUAAUGGCUAUGCACUAAGAACGCAAGCGUUAGGUUUCCAACGAUGCUCUUAUUACAUGAAAAAUCAAUAUGUAUAGGCGUCGUUACAUUUUUUAUACGUAAAAUAAAACCUGUAAUAUCCGGUGUCUCCUUAAAUUUAGUCUCCUUAAAUUUCUCAAGAAUUAAUUCGCUAUCCACGAAACUGCAAAAGCAACGGUAACCAGACCAUUUAGCCUAUGUGGUGGUUUAAUCAAAAUCACGAUCGAAAGGAGCAUAAUUACCGGAGUACGCUUGGUGGCGGGUCGAAAGAGACAGAGAAGGGAAGAAAAGAACUAGAAGAAGGUGGGGUGGUUAGGGUAGAACGGCGGUUGGAUUCAAGCAUCGAAGAAAUCCGCAUUCACGUAAAGGAGGAUCAGCCGUGGAAAAGCAUCUUACACCGAGUCUACGAUAUCUAAUUCCCGAGAGUUCUUUGAUAUAGGUAUAUAUGCCCACACCGGUUCGUUCUGUCGCAGCGAGAGAGUCUAUACAAAGGGAGAAAUAAAUAUCACGGUAAUCUCAGAUCCGCUAUGUGGGACACACUGGAGAUCUUCGACGUCCUCGUCAUCCGUGUACCCAGCUACAAGUUCAUUGGGAACGCUUGCUAUUUAACGUAGGCCUGUAUGUAUGCGUACCCUGCCAAUGAAUAUGAGAAUUUUACCCGGUUUAUGUAUUAUGUAUUAUCUAUUGUUUUGAAUAAUUAUCAGAUAAAUUCAUUGUGAUAGAUAAAUUCAGAAGAAUACAUGUACAUUUAAAAGUAGAACAUUUUUGUGACUAUUAUUAUUUACGUGUAUUGUGCAACACUCUCUGAAAUUUAAUUACAUUAUAUCGAUAAAAAUUA
Bombus pyrosoma is the source of this 5382-nucleotide messenger RNA. RefSeq lists its product as uncharacterized. Lineage: Eukaryota; Metazoa; Arthropoda; Insecta; Hymenoptera; Apidae. The record is from RefSeq and is a predicted model, not a curated record. Bases 406 to 2913 code for a protein of 835 amino acids. The transcript is spliced from 8 exons.